GUCGACGGGUGGGAGGAGCGUCAUCAUCAUCAUCAUCGUCGUCGUCACUCCGCCUGGAGGACGCAGAGAUGCGGCGAGGACCCGGCCAGACCAGUCGAUAGCGGUGCAAGUGGACAGGAGAUGCAACAUUGCGGAUGUUCGUGCGUCGGCCAUUAGACGGCGUGGCAGACACGCACACGCAGCCCACGCACUGAAAUAGCACCCAGGAGGAGGUCGUUGCGAUGCCGAGCGGACAGCGGCGUCUCUAACCCGGGAGAGUCGCUCCUCUUCUCCGCCUCGCAGUUGUGCGUGUGUGCGGCAACGGAACCGGAUGAUCGCCACCGGACCGGACCCGUUCACGUUGACCAGCCCGCGCGGAGCCUGAGGCCGAAGGAUGCAGGUUAAAAAUCAGAUCUGCACCGAGCGGAUGAGCACCGACGACCCGGAGCAGGACGACAUUAGCCAGAAGAAGACUUCAUGUUUUUCCAACAUCAAGAUCUUCCUGGUGUCGGAAUGCGCGCUCAUGUUGGCUCAGGGUACCGUCGGCGCCUAUCUGGUGAGUGUUCUGACCACUCUGGAGAGACGCUUCAACCUCCAGAGCGCCGACGUGGGCGUCAUUGCCAGCAGCUUCGAAAUCGGCAACCUAGCCCUCAUCCUCUUUGUCAGCUACUUUGGCGCCAAAGCACACCGGCCACGCCUGAUCGGCUGCGGUGGCAUCGUCAUGGCGCUGGGGGCGCUGCUGUCGGCCCUGCCUGAGUUCCUGACUCACCAGUACGAGUACGAGGCUGGCGACUCGUGGCACGCCGAGGAUGGCAGAGACGUCUGCUCCAACACCACCAGGUCCGACAACAAAGACUCGGCAUAUAAAUGCGGCGACCGAGCCAACACCAACAUGAUGUACCUGCUGCUAAUUGGAGCCCAGGUUCUGCUGGGUAUCGGGGCCACACCUGUCCAACCUCUGGGAGUGUCCUACAUUGAUGAUCAUGUCCACAGGAAGGACUCGUCAUUGUAUAUAGGAAUUUUAUUUUCAACGUUAGUGUUUGGGCCAGCUUGUGGCUUCAUCUUAGGUUCCGUCUGUACCAAAGUCUACGUUGACGCCGUCUUCAUCGACACCAGUAAGCUGGACAUCACUCCAGAAGACCCUCGCUGGAUCGGGGCCUGGUGGGGCGGCUUCCUCCUCUGCGGUGCCUUACUCUUCCUGUCGGCCCUGUUGAUGUUCGGCUUCCCUCAGGCCCUGGACGAGCAGACUCUCGACGGCGCUGCGGAGAGCGAGCAGGCCAUGCUGCCGUCGCCCCUCAGCCUGGACUACCAGGCCUCCAAACCCAAAGUGGGCAUCCAUGGCUUCGACCUGAAUAGUGGGCUCUCUGUGUGUGAGCACCUGAGAGUCAUCCCCCGGGUGACCAGACACCUGCUGUCCAAUCCCGUGUUCAGCUGCAUUACGCUGGCCGCCUGCAUGGAGAUCGCCGUGGUGGCUGGCUUUGCCGCCUUCCUUGGCAAAUACCUGGAGCAGCAGUUCAACCUCACCACUUCCUCAGCCAAUCAGCUGCUAGGAAUGACGGCCAUCCCUUGCGCCUGUCUGGGGAUCUUCCUCGGGGGGCUGCUGGUGAAGAAGCUCAACCUGUCGGCCCUUGGCGCCGUCCGCAUGGCCAUGUUGGUCAACCUGGUGUCCACCGCAUGCUACGUCUCUUUCCUCUUCCUGGGCUGUGACACCGGGCCGGUUGCCGGGGUGACGGUCGCCUACAGCAACGAGACGCUGCAAUCCUGGCAGCGGCCCGAGUCGCCUUGCAUCAGCAGCUGCAACUGCUACACGGCCUCCGUGAGCCCCGUGUGCGGCUCCAACGGCGUCACCUACCUCUCGGCCUGCUUCGCCGGCUGCACCAAAGCGAACCUGACGGGGUGCACGUGCAUAUCCAGCACCAGUGAGGAGGGGGUGGCUCUACCGGGCAAGUGUCCCAGUCCAGGCUGCCAGCAGGCCUUCCUUACCUUCCUGUGUGUCAUCUGCCUGUGCAGCAUGAUUGGCGCCAUGGCCCAGACACCCUCUGUCAUCAUCCUCAUCAGAACCGUGAGUCCAGAUCUGAAGUCCUACGCCCUGGGGGUCCUAUUCCUGCUCCUGAGGCUAAUUGGCUUCAUUCCCCCACCCCUCAUCUUCGGCAUGGGCAUCGACUCCACCUGCCUGUUCUGGAGCUCGGUGUGCGGCGAGAAGGGGGCGUGCAUGUUGUACGACAACGUGGCCUACAGGCACCUGUACGUCAGCAUCGCCAUCGCGCUCAAGUCAUCGGCCUUUGUCCUCUACGCCACCACAUGGCAGUGCCUGAGGAAGAACUACAGGAAGUACAUCAAGAACAGUGAGGGUUACCUCACACCCACCGAGCUCUUCUCCUCCAACGUGACUCUGGACAACCUGGGCAAGGACUUGGCCCACAGCCCCGUCUCCAGGACCAAGUACGUGUACAACCUGGACGACCAGGAGAUGUGCGACAACGUGGAGUCGGUGUUAUAGUGGCGGCCGUCGCCGUCACGAGGCGCGGGAGAGGUUAGUUUCUCUCUGUCACUCAGAGCUUCAUCUUACUCUCGGCUCGUGUAGGUUUUAUUUUUUACUGAAUGAUGGACUUACUUGAAUUUGAUUCUGUCGGAUCUGCAUUCACCUGAUAUUUCAUCUUGGAGAAUAAUAAUCAUACUCAUCCAUACUGUCAGUAGAUCCCCGCAAUUCAAUCAGUAUUUGUGGUUUUCGCAGGGGGGGAAAAAAGAAUGCACACCCAUAAAAAUCCCUAAAAAUGCCUAUUUUUGAUAUGAUAAGCUUCUCACACAUAUUUUACACAGGCAUACAGUAUAAAACCUGCACAAUAUCACUUCUUGUCAAAGCAUCUUCCUACUGGGAAAUCUUGAACUGACUUGUGAGACAUUGCGCUCUUUCUGAUUUGUAGGUGCAGCACCCCCCCCCCCCCCCCCCCCCCCCCCUGCUUUCUAAUGAAGGUACUUUUUAAAAAAGUUCUUUCGAAGUUUAAGGAGAGAAAAUAAAUUUUCCGGAUAUGCGGGUUGGUGCAAUGCCGAAAUGCGACUAGACGGGGAUCUACUGUAUCAUCAAAAUCAUCCAAUAAUCUUCUGUCUUUGAAUGUGAAAAUGUUGACAUUAUGAGGCAAAUAGUUAGUUUCGAACUCCAAACCACAAUCACCUGUCCACCAGUUGGUAUCGCUGUAGUGAGAUGUCUCAUAGACAAUUUGACAAACAGAAACAACUGAACUGUAUUCUCUUUAAAAAAAAAAACAAAGAAAUAUGUUUUGCACCAGUGAGACUACAGUGGAACCUCUAAAGUUGAACACAAGAAUGUUGGUUCAACUCCGGUUUGAUCGUAGAAUGAUUCUGUUCCGAUGUCCUGCUAUGGCCAUCAUAGAAGCUUUACUAAGUGUGCAGGCCAUGUUUCACCUCCGACUAACUUUGGACCGCACUGUGGGCUCGUGGCUUGCAGGAGAUCAAGGGUUUGAGUCUCCAAAUCUCCAUGUGGAGUUGGCAUGUUCUUCCCGUGCUUGUGUGGGUUUUCUCUGAGUGCUCCGGAUUCCUCCCUCAUCUCUAAAACACCUCAGGCUAAUUGUAGCGCAUCUAAGUUGUCCAUGGAUGUGACUGUGAGUGUGAAUGUUUGUUUAUAUAACGGUUCAUUUUUGUUAAUAAUUCGUUCCAUAAGAUUUGAUUUUAUGGAGAAUAAAUCAUUUUUCAUGCAGGAAACAAUAUGAAAUAAUUAUAAAUCCUGGAAAGAUUGAAUUCAGUAGUGUUCCUUACCGUCUUUAUCGAAUCGCGAGUACUACUAAAAUAAUUAUCUUUGGCCCCGUGGCUUGUUAUUUAGCAGUCAUGCACGGAUGCACCGACACUGGUUUUCGUUUUGUUACAUUGGAAUACCUCACAAGUUAGAAAUUAAAGUUCCACAUGUCCAACAGGGAGUAGAAAGGACCAUUAAUCCUACCUCUCCGUUUCACAUCAUUUCUUAAUACGUUUAUUCACUUCCUGUAUUCAACAUGUACCCUUUACCAAUCUUAAAUAAUGUAGUAAACGCUAGGCAGUAUAACAAUGUAUUACAAUAAUAGUUAAGGCUGGUAAAUCAAUAGAAAUUAAUUGUAUAACAUUCAUAAUCAAUAACAAUAAGCGUAGGGUGCAGCACAAAGUAAACGGACUAGUUUGUUUUACGUGCAAUAUUGUACCAAAACUUGGACAGUGUACAAACACUGGCAACAUUUUGACAAAAACCUAAGCCACAAAGUCAUCUGGGAUAGGCUCCAUCUCACCCGUCACCCUGACGACGACACACACUAAAUGCAAUGAACGAAUGAAUGUUAGCUUUGCCAGCAUGUGAGGACGAGUUUUUACUGCUUUGAAUGUGAGUCACUUCCCUUCUUGUCUGUAUCGUUCGUCUGUAUUCAAAGAAAAAGCAAAACGUGCACUUUAUCCUUUGAUGCUCGCUGAAUGCAACGCUGUUGUCAAGCAUGAUGGCAGUUUGAAGUCUUGUUUGUCUUUCUCUGACCGUGGUCUCAUCCUACGACAUCUGGGGUGCUCCACUUUUGAGGUUCCACUUUGUAUUCCCGACUGGAAUGGUUCUGUGUGAUUAGUAGGGGUGUAACGGUAUGUCGUAAUCGUGGUUCGGUAUGUAUGUCUGUUUGAAGGUCACGGUUUGGUUCAUUUUGCAAAAUGCAAAACCUAAAACUACUCCGCUUUGUGUGAACAACGUUGAAUCAUUUUAGAAAUCUGACAUCAUUAACAGCUAGCACAGGGGUGGGCAAACUUUUUGACUGGCGGGCCGCAUUGAUUUAACAAAAUUGACGAGGGGCCAGACUCGAUAUUUUACACGUAAGAGGCCACCUGGAAUGAUCGAAUGAUUACAAAUUUCCCCACUGAGGGACAAAUAAAGGCAUAUCUUAAAAUAUCUUAAUUGUAUCUGUAAAAGUGUUAUUAUUAUUAUUAUUAUUAUUAUUAUUAUUAUUAUAUGCUUGUGUCCCUUUUUUCAAGAGCACUUUGUAAAUAACAGACCACAUCAAAUAACGAAAUUAUUGUAUCUGUAAAAGUGUCAUGCAAUCUGCUAUAUGUGCACUUUGAGAUCAUUUAUUUGAUGUAAAGUGUGUUAUAAAUUUAUAAUAAGAAUAAUUUUUUAUUAUGUUAUAUUAUUAUUAUUUGUUAUUAUUAUUAUUAUUAUGUGCCUGUGUCCCUUUUUUCAGGAGCACUUUGUAAAUAACAGACCGCAUCAAAUAACGAAAUUAUUGUAAUCUGCUAUGUGUACACUUUAAGAUAAUUUAUUUGAUGUAAAGUGCGUUAUAAAUUUAUAAUAAUAAG
Messenger RNA from Doryrhamphus excisus (bluestripe pipefish), 5292 nucleotides. Its product is annotated as solute carrier organic anion transporter family member 3A1-like. Gene Ontology annotation, cellular component: basolateral plasma membrane. Lineage: Eukaryota; Metazoa; Chordata; Actinopteri; Syngnathiformes; Syngnathidae. The record is from RefSeq and is a predicted model, not a curated record. Gene Ontology annotation, biological process: sodium-independent organic anion transport; prostaglandin transport; transmembrane transport. Gene Ontology annotation, molecular function: protein binding.